AUCGUUUCCGCUUUGGCUUGACAACGAAGUACACAAUCUUUGAAGAGAGCCACACGUGCCUUGUAUACUCCCUUUUAAGUCCACGGUAUUACUUUUAUACAGAGUCAUCAUGGCGAGCGACGAAGUGUUCAUGAAAGGAGACAUCGCUGUCUUUGCUGCAGAGAUGAAGAAGUUAAUAAAUAACAAGGAAACUGGUGAUAUUCGGUUUUUAAUUGGCCCAAAUCGCAAGCCGAUAUUUGCCCACAGAUGUAUCCUGGCAGCUCGCUGUGAUGUGUUCAGAGCCAUGUUUGCUGAUCAGGCCCAGAAAAAUACAACCCAGGAUGCAGAGAUACCAUUUGUCUUAUCAGACAUCACACCAGACAUAUUCCUGGCACUUAUGGAGUUUCUGUAUACAAAUUGUGUUACUCUCAAUGGGAAAAUUGCAAUUGAUGUGUUGGGCAGUUCUAUUGAGUAUGGUCUGGAGGAGUUAAGGAAGCUAUGUGUUGAGUAUUUGAUAGACAACCUUAGUGUCAAUAAUGCUGCAGAAACUAUGCAAGCUUCAGUGACAUAUGGUCAGGAUGAGCUGAGGGACAAAACCAUGGACUACAUUGAGCAGAACACAGAGAAUAUUUUCAAAACAAAAGGUUUCCAUGAGAUGUCUGAGGAGGCCAUAUCCUAUGUUAUGACCAGUGACAAGUUGGACAUUGAUGAAGUUGAUGUCAUAUCUGCGGUCAGGGAGUGGGCAACUGUCAAUUCCGUUGUCAUAGGCAAGCCUAUUACAGAGGUUUCUAAAAGCGUAGCCCAACACAUCAGACUUCCUCUUCUGUCUCCUGAUGAACUCACAGAAGUUGAGAAGGAAAACAAAAAGGAUAAUCUCAUACCUGUUGAAUGUGUAUCAUUUGCAUGGAAAUUCCACGUAUUCAAGAAGGGGGAAAAGGGCAAUGCACUGACUACAAAAAGAAAAGGAACAAAGCCCAGAGAAUCACACAAAGGACUAGAUGCACUUUAAGACACAUAAACAUUCAGUAUAUAUGCUAGUUCCAAUAUAAUUCCUGUUGUAACCACACACUAGAAUUUGAGUAAUAGUGUAAGUUUUUCAGCUCGUGCUGACAUGAACAUUUCCUUUUGGCAAAUUUUCAUAGACACAAAAUUUUUUUCUUUUCUAAUGUUAAACAAUCUGCCAAUAUCCGUACUACAAAUUUAUGAAUAGUGUUCAAAUGAUUUGGGUAAUAUAUUGUACUAUUUGUUGAAAACCCACAUUAUGCUUGUAUGGCUCAGUAUGGGCACAUAUUCCUGUUUUCUAUUAUACACACUUACCAUUUGAUCUAACAGCUAGUAUCACUGCAGUGUUUCAUCUGGGUGCCAUUCAAAUUUGUUGUAAAAAUAGGACCAUUUACACUUGCAACUUGGUUCAAAUCUCAGCUGUGUCAGUUGGUGUUGGUAAAGUGGUACAUGUAGCCAAACUAAAAUUGACAUUAAGGCAGAACUUUUUUGUAGUUUAGGAUAACAGUUCAUUGCAGAUACAGAUAUAUUCCACAUGCAUAAGGAGCAUCAUUACAAUCACCUGUCAUCCACUUGCACAUUGUUACCUGUAGUUGUUAGUGCUUUACUUUGUGUUAUAUAAAGAAAUCAUACCGUGACAUAAGAAUGCAUAUGCAUAUUUGAUUAUUUUCAACAGUAUCUCUGCUACAAUAUUUCCAAUUGGAGAAAAAUUGGCAGGAAGUCAAAGUCUGUCAGUUGACCGAUAAUUAUUAUUUAUCAUAUUUUUAUAAGACCUGAAGACUUGAAAGUUUUUACAUGUAGCUAUCUUGUGCAAUUCCUUGUUAAUGUGUGUAAAUUUGUGACCGUCUUUCAUGUAGUUGUUUUAUUUUACAUGCUGUUUUGCAUACUUGUAAAUACACUUUUUGAAAAUAA
Lingula anatina is the source of this 1893-nucleotide messenger RNA. Its product is annotated as BTB/POZ domain-containing protein 19. The record is from RefSeq and is a predicted model, not a curated record. Lineage: Eukaryota; Metazoa; Brachiopoda; Lingulata; Lingulida; Lingulidae. Gene Ontology annotation, molecular function: protein binding.